Messenger RNA from Syngnathus typhle (broad-nosed pipefish), 530 nucleotides. RefSeq names its product retinol-binding protein 2-like. The transcript is spliced from 4 exons. Gene Ontology annotation, cellular component: nucleus; cytosol. NCBI's taxonomy places the organism in Eukaryota, Metazoa, Chordata, Actinopteri, Syngnathiformes, Syngnathidae. Bases 46 to 453 code for a protein of 135 amino acids. Gene Ontology annotation, molecular function: fatty acid binding. Gene Ontology annotation, biological process: fatty acid transport. The record is from RefSeq and is a predicted model, not a curated record.
CAACUCGAGAAGUAACCACUACUUCGACACACGCACACAUUCAACAUGCCUGCAGAUUACAAUGGAAAGUGGGAGAUGGUGAGCAGUAAAAACUUUGAUGAUGUCAUGAAAGCCCUUGACAUCGACUUUGCCACCAGAACAAUUGCUUCCAAGCUGCACCAGACAAAAAUCAUAGUUCAGAACGGAGACAAGUUUGAAACAAACACGUUGAGCACCUUCAGAAACUAUGAGGUUAACUUUACUGUAGGGGUGGAGUUCGAAGAGCAGACAAAGGGUCUUGACAACCGAAAAGUCAUGACUCUGGUCACCUGGGAUGGGGACAAACUGGUGUGUGUUCAGAAGGGGGAAAAGGAAAACCGUGGUUGGAAACACUGGAUCGAGGGAGAUCUGCUACAUCUGGAGAUCCACGUACUGGACAAAGUCUGCCUCCAAGUUUUUAAGAAGGCCCAGUAAGAUGUGCUUAAGUCUCCGAAAUUGCACGAUACAAUCUAUUUAUAACAUUUAAAGUAAUAAACUGAUAACACAGUGAA